Molecule: messenger RNA, 7080 nt
Organism: Cornus florida
Lineage: Eukaryota; Viridiplantae; Streptophyta; Magnoliopsida; Cornales; Cornaceae
Exons: 16
Coding region: 204-3353 (1049 amino acids)
Biological process (GO): mRNA cis splicing, via spliceosome; peptidyl-threonine phosphorylation; peptidyl-serine phosphorylation
Molecular function (GO): protein serine/threonine kinase activity; ATP binding
Source: RefSeq, a predicted model, not a curated record
GUGAUCACUCUCUCCCGAGUCCUUUUCCCUUUCCCCCCUUCUCUGCCCUUUCGGGCCUUUCCCUCGUUCGGGCGCAAGUUAAUUUUCUCUCCUUAACUUGGGCCUGAUCUAUCCAAUUUGGCGAUUUCUCUUGUCCGUCCCUCCUUUCCCCCAACAAAAACCUUGCCCUAGAUUUGAAAUUCUGACACACGGACAGACCACCCAUGGCUAGCGAAACCCAACACCACUCCCGUCGCAAGCACCGACGCUCCUCCUCUGCCGACGAGAUGGAGGUGGAGCCCUCAAAAAGCCGCAAGCACCGCCACCACCGUCACAGCAGCCGAAAACACGAAGAGGAAAUCAAACACGAACGGAACGGCGCUAGAUUGGUUGAAGCAGAGGACUCGGCUGCUCUUCCUCUGGUUGGUGCUAUAUCAGGUUCGAAGUCUAGGCCUGAUUAUGAAAGAGAGGAAGGUGAGAUUGUGGAAGAUGAUACCAAUGUUGCGGAGGAGAAGAGAAUCGAUUCUGAUGUGGAGUCUGGUGAAAUACAAAUAAAGGCUGCUGUAGUUCGCGGUGAUUCUGACAUGGGAGUUCUUGAAGGUCAAGAUGAAGUUGGCCUUAAUUGCAAUUUGCCAUUGGAAGACAAUCUAGGUAGAAGAAGUGGUCGAGAGUCAAAGUCUUUUGGAGAGGAUAAGAGUGAUGAUGAGUUGGUGACCACUACGUCAUUGGAUAGGAGGAAAAAUUUGACUAGUGGUUAUAAGAUCCAUGGUGAGGCUGGUUUGGGGAGUAAUUCAAGUUACGAUCAGCUCUUCAGUGGGGAUGUUUUACGCCAAUCUCAUAAAGAAGGCAAUAAACCACAUUUAGAAUCUGGAUCCCCUGUGGAAGGAAGUUGCAAACAAAAGAGCUACUAUGGUGAUGAAAGUGACAUAAAGGAUCAAAGGAAAUCAUUGUCAUCUGAAAGUACUGGGGCCAUACACAAAAUCUCUGCACACUCGCCCUCUCGUGGUGGGUACCAUGAACAGGUUCAUACUAGGAACAGAUUGAGGUUGCAUGACCAGGCUUGGGAAAGAUCUCGGUCCCAAAGCCUUUUACAAGAGGUAUCCCUUUUGAAGACGAUACACCAGCAAGAUGCUGCAUACUACACAGAUAAUAGGAAAACUGUGAGGGACUCAGACAAUGAAGAAACGGUUCGGGGCUAUGGAAACUAUCAGCAUAGAAGUACAAAUCUGUCGAGGGAUAAAGAAAGGGAACAUAGUUCUAGUAAUAGCAGAUAUAUUGGGCAAGUGUACAGACAUCACAGUCAGGAGAUUUGGGAUACAGAGAGGAUAGGGAGUAGGGAGACAUUGGAGAGAGAUAUGGAGGGGAGUCGGGAGACUCGGGAUACAGAUAAGGAUGUGGACAGAACAAGAGAGAAGGGACGAGAUCGUGAGAGGGAGAGGGAGAGGGAGAGGGCGAGGGCCAGGGAAAGAGAUGGAGAUAGAUAUAGAGAUAGAGAUAGAGAUAGAGACAGGGAGGGGGAGAGAGAGAGGACCAGGGAGAGAAAUAGAGAUGAGGAUAGGGAGAGGGGGAGAGAGAGGUACAGGGAGAGAGACAAGGAGAGUGAGAGGGAGAAGGAUGGGAGAAGGGAGAGCGGAAGGGAUAGAUAUAGGUAUAAUGACAGGGACAAAGAGAUUGAUAGGGUUAGUAGGCACCAUAAAUAUGCAAAUGUUAAUGAUGGCUUUGCUAAUCGAGAUAGGUUUGAGAAUUCCCGGCAUAGGAGGCAAGUUGAAACAGAACAAAGGGAGAGGGCAAGGAAAAAUGAUCCAGAAAGAACUUGUAGUUCUAGACAUGAUCAUUUGGAAGGGAAUGAAGAUAAACUUAAAAGAGACAAAGAUGAACAAGAGGAAUCCCAAGAAAGGAUUGCAUUGCAACUUGUGGAUCAGGAAGAGGAAGAUCUCAACAGAAUUAAGGAGGAGAGCAGAAGGCGGAGGCAGGCCAUCCUAGAAAAAUAUAAAACUCAGCAGUUUCAGCAAGAAUGUGUGCCUCGUCCAGAGGAUAUUGAUAAGAAGCUCGUGGAGCUGCCGUCUAAUCCAGUAGGAGCUGUCAAUGUUGUUCCAGAAGUUCUUGAUGGUCUCGGUGAUGGUGCAGAUACCAAUUUUGCUGAUCCAUCAUUUUCUGUUGGUAAAACCCCUUCACAAAAUGGGGUUUCUGCAUCUGAGAAGACUUCUGGUGCUGGGGGACUGGGAGAGGGUACUCCAAAGAGUGAGAGAUCCAACGAUAUGUUCUGUGAUGAUAUAUUUGGGGAGUCGCCUGCUGGAGUUCGUAAACAGGGGAAAGGAGAUGGUAUAGCAAUUGAAAGGAGUGGUCUUCAUGAUAAUUGGGAUGAUGCAGAGGGGUACUAUAGCUACCGUUUUGGGGAAAUACUUGAUGGUCGGUAUGAAGUUAUUGCUGCUCAUGGGAAAGGAGUCUAUUCGACAGUAGUCCGCUCAAAGGAUCUUAAGGCUGGAGCUGGUCAUCCAGAAGAAGUGGCAAUAAAAAUCAUACGUAAUAAUGAAACAAUGCAUAAGGCUGGAUUGGUAGAGCUGGUCAUAUUGAAGAAGUUGGUCGGUGCAGACCCAGAGAACAGGCGCCAUUGUGUUCGUUUCCUUUCAAGUUUUAAGUACCGGAAUCAUCUUUGUUUAGUUUUUGAAUCACUUCAAAUGAAUCUGCGAGAGGUUUUAAAGAAGUUUGGCCGCAAUAUUGGACUGAAACUAACUGCUGUUAGAGCAUAUGCAAAGCAACUAUUUAUUGCGCUUAAGCAUCUCCGAAAUUGUGGCGUGCUUCAUUGUGAUAUAAAGCCAGAUAACAUGCUGGUAAAUGAAGUGAAAAAUGUGCUGAAGCUUUGUGAUUUUGGCAACGCCAUGUUUGCUGGUAAAAAUGAAAUUACACCAUAUCUUGUGAGCCGCUUUUAUCGCGCCCCUGAGAUAAUUUUGGGCUUGACAUAUGAUCAUCCCAUGGAUAUUUGGUCAGUUGGUUGCUGUUUGUUUGAGCUUUAUACUGGGAAAGUUCUUUUUCCAGGUUCUACCAACAAUGACAUGCUUCGUCUUCAUAUGGAACUAAAAGGUCCAUUUCCUAAAAAGAUGCUUCGAAAGGGAGCUUUUACAGAUCAUCAUUUUGACCAGGAUUUGAAUUUUCUUUCCACAGAGGAGGAUCCUGUUACAAAGAAGACUAUGAAGAGGUUGAUUCUCAAUAUCAAGCCAAAAGAUAUUGGGACAGUAGUUAGGAGCUCUCCUGGCGAGGAUCCGAAGAUGUUAGCCAAUUUCAAAGACCUUCUAGAAAAAGUUUUUGUGUUGGAUCCAGAAAAGAGGAUAACAGUAUUGCAAGCAUUGCAUCAUCCCUUCAUCACUGGCAAGUGAUCAAUGAUGCUGAUUUCUGACUCCAGAAAAGCUGCUGCACUACAUAUUUGUACAUUAUGAUCUAAAUUUAUAUUCUGAUCUCUAAUCAUUGGGAAUUUAUCUGUCUUUAUCUUCUCUGUGCUGGCUUGAGAGCUUUGGACACAGUUUUGGGCAAUGGUAGAAGUUGCAAGAGAGGAUGUUUGUUUUGCAGACUUCUUACUUGGCAGUUCUUUCGGUGGAAUGUGUUCUGUUUCUAUUGAUAUCUAUCAGUCAUAUGAGGCAACCGUUCAGUGCUCUAGAUGCAUAAAAGGCACUCUGGAGAAGGAAUUUGCAGUGGAGGUGUAUGGCUGCAGCUUUGAAGGCGAAAUUAUUUUCAGGUACAACUCCCUGUGCUUAUGCGAUUCUGGAUUCUUUGGCGGUUCGAGAGGGUUGAGGCAGGGGGAUCCUUUAUCUCCUUUUCUUUUCAUCAUUGUAAUGGAGGCCUUCAGUAGGUUGAUGAGGCAUGCAGGCGAGAUUGGCUACUUCAAAGGCUUCAGGGUAAGGAGAGAUCCUUCUUUCCAGGUGCAGAUCCUAACUUGCUCUUUGCAGAAGCUACCUGUGUUAUGUGAUGCUGAUGUGAGCAGUUGAGGUACCUGAGAGGGGUUUUGGUGUGCUUCUAGGCGGUCUCGGGGCUGAAAAUUAAUCUUCGGAAGAGCGAGGUUUUGUUUGUCGUAGUGGUGGAGGAGAUUGAUGAUCUUGCCAGCAUCUUGGGUUGUAGAGUGGGACCUUUCCUCUGGUGUAUUUGGGUUAUCUUUGGGAGUUCAAUCUAGGAGAGGUUCUUCUUGGGAUCCAGUAGUGCAGUGGUUCGAGAGGAGGCUAGCUAGGUGGAAGAAGUAGUUUUUUAUUGAAAGGGGGUCGUUUGACUUUAUUGAAGAGAACCCUUUCGAGUCUUCCCUCUUAUUUUAUGUCCCUCUUUCCUAUCCCGGCUUCUGUGGUGAGGAAGUUAGGUAGAUUGCAGAGGAACUUCUUGUGGCGUGGUAUGGGAGUUGAGUUUAAAUACCAUCUUGUGCCGUGGGAGUAGAUUUGUAGGCCCAUUCAGGCGGGUAGUCUGGGCGUGGGGAGAUUGGACUGGUUCAACAAAGCUUUGUUGGGCAAAUGGUUGUAGCGGUUUCGGGUGGAGACUCAUUGGCUAUGGAGGAGGGUCAUAUGCCCUAGAUAUGGUGAGGCUAGAUGUGGGUGGUGCUCUUUGGUGUUGAGGUCGCCCACCAGAGUUGGCUUGUAGAGGAGCAUCCAAAAGGGCCGGGAUGAAUUCUCCAAGCAUGUCUGAUUCAGGGUGAGGGAUGGACACAUAGUCAGUUUCUAGGAGGGCCCUUGGUGCGGAGAGAGGCCGCUCGAGAGAGUGUUUUCGAGACUUGUGGGGAUUGCUAUUGAUAGGCAGGUGAUGGUUGCUCAUUCCUAUCACCUUGAUGGUGGGAGAUUUUCUUGUGAUGUACAAUUUUAGAGAUUUCUUCAUGAUUAGAAGGUGGAGGAGAUGAUUGAAUUUUUGCUAUGCUUUAUAGUUUGUCUGUUUCUGGAGAGGGAACAGGUGAGAUGCUCUGGACAGGUGCGAGCCAUGAGAGAUUUGAGGUUCACUCGUUCUAUUGUCGCUUGAUGGACUCUCAAGGGAUAUCCUUUCCAUGGAAAGGCAUAUGGCUACUUAUAAGAAUAAAAAAUAAAUAAAGAAAAGAAAAGAAAAUGUAAGAAAUUUAUCAAGAAGGAAAUAUGGUGGUGAGUGAGGGAGUGCAAUAAAUCGUACAAAAUAAAAGAAAGUUUAAAUGAAUGGCAAACAAACAACAAACAAGAGGACUUAGAAAAAUUAAAAGUGAAGAAGGUGGUAAAUAAAGCUAAAGAAAAUAAACUAACUAGUGUGUAUGAAAAAGAUAUAAAAGCUAGCAAAAAGUAGAAAUAAGUUGACUAUGACACGGAUCAAGUUAGAUCCAUCAAGGAUAUAGAUGAAAAAAUAUUAGUUAAAAGAGAUGGACAUAUAAGAUAGAUGGUGAGAAUAUUUUCAACAAUUCGUGAAUGCGGUACAUUUUGAAGAAGAAAUCACAUGCAAUUAACAUAAUAUGAUAAUGUUAAGUAGGAUCAGUAAUAGAAAAAUAAAGGAUGCAAUUAACAAAUUACUAAUACAAGCUUGGAAAACUCUAGGAAACUUGGGUAUUGAAUGACAACUUUAAUCAAUAAAAUUCUAAAAGAAGGAAUGAUGCCUAAUUCAUCGAGAAAUAGUACGAUUAUACCAAUAUACAAAAAUAAAGGUCAUAUACAAAAUUGUAAUAAUAACUGAGCAAUCAAAUUAAUGAGUCCUACAAUGAAAUUGUGAGAGGUUUAUAGAACAAAAUUAAGGAAUAAAGCCAUACUAUCCGAGAACCAAUUUGGAUUUAUGCUAGGGAGAUCUGCUAUGAAUACCAUUUAUUUACGUAGGCAAUUGAUAGAAGAAUGUAUGAUAAACAAGCAGAUCUAUACUCGGUGUUCAUAGACUUACAAAAGGCAUAUGAUAGGGUUACAAGUAAUAUAAUUUGGUGGACUUUAGAUAAAAAUCGAGUCCCUUUAAAUUUUAUUAUAUUAAGGGCACUAUAUAAGGAAAAAAUAACAAUUUCUCUAUAAAAGUGAGGCUGCAUCAAGGAUCUGUACUUAGCCAAUACCUGUUUACAACCUUGGAUGAAAUAACAAAAGAUAUAAAAGAAUACAUCCCGUGAUGCAUGUUGUAUGCUGACGACAUAGUAUUAUUGCAUACUUCCAAGUAAUGCUUGGGAACAAAAUUUGAAAUUAACGACAUAGUAUUAUUGCAUACUUCUAAGGAAUGCUUGGGAAAAAAAAAAUCGUAACUUGGAGAAUGCUUUAGAAACAAAAGGGUUUAGAAUUAAUAUGACUAAACAGAGCAUAAGGAAUGUAAAUAAAAUAAAUAAAUAACAGACGAGUGUUGGGCGUGAAAAAAGACAGAAGAACAAUGCAUUCAUGUAACUGAAAUGAAGAUGUUGAGGUGGAUGAUAGAAUUGAUUAAAAAAUAUAGAUUAACUAAUCAAACUAUGAGGGGGAGAGAAUGUCGAAAACAGACUUAGGUGUUAAUGGACACACAUGGAAUGUCGACCCGUUAAUGCACCCGUAAGAAAGGGAAUGUCAGUUUGCAUAGAAGGUAAGAGACUCCAAUGCCGACAAUAACUAGUAUGGAACGAAGUAAUUAAAAAUGACUUCAAAAAAUAAACAUAGGGCAGUCUCACACAGACACAAUAUAUAUAAUAUAGAGAGAGAGCAUUCUGUUGGAUUCUUGUUAGGUUUUCGACCGAUUAUUAGUUGAUGGCUUUUGGAGCGGUAAUGAAUGUGGAUGACUGCCCUAUGUUUAUUGGUUUGGAGGAUCUACUCUGAUAGUCAUGCAGAUUUUAUCCUUUUAAGGGGGUAGAAUAUUUUGGAUAAUCUUAGUAUAAAGUUCUCACAUUUUGACAUGAGAUGUAAAUCUUUGUUCUUCCUACCAAGAUCGUAAUUUGCCUGCUCUCUCUGGUUAAUUUUGUAACUCGAUUGUAUGUUUGAAUGUAAUUGAUUGCAAUGGAACUUUGGUGAGCUGAAUGUUUGGACAAAGUUAUGUCAAUUUCAUGAGUUCUGCUCCAUAGGACUCAUCUGCUUUAAAGUUGAUUCGUUUGUCAACUAUACAUGUAUAAUUUGAAUUGUUCUCGGAUCCCUCGUGUAUUUAACAGAACCAAUUAUUCUUCUCAACUAAUUUUACAGAAGCUUUCUA